Aspergillus japonicus CBS 114.51 is the source of this 988-nucleotide messenger RNA. Its product is annotated as RWD domain-containing protein. Lineage: Eukaryota; Fungi; Ascomycota; Eurotiomycetes; Eurotiales; Aspergillaceae. The coding region runs from base 242 to 946 and encodes 234 amino acids. Gene Ontology annotation, biological process: cytoplasmic translation. The record is from RefSeq and is a predicted model, not a curated record. Gene Ontology annotation, molecular function: protein binding. The transcript has 2 exons.
CUACUCCAUGCCGGAUUGAUGAAGAGGGACCGAUCAUUCUAUGCUCUAGCUCAGGAUUAUCGGAUCAGGAAAACGCGAAGCGAUCUUGGUGCUUGCUCAUAUGUACUACAAGCUCUACCGUCAUUAGUGCUCGUCAACCAUCAAAUCUGAGAGCUAGGACCUCUCAGCAACGAGUUUUCACUCACCCCACGGAACCGAAUACCCCUCCACCACCCCCGCCGGCGGCGCAUUGAAAGCAAAGAUGGGUCGCGAAGAUCAGAUCGAAGAGCGUGAAGUGCUCGACUCCAUUUUCCCCGAGGAGAUUACAGACGUUUCUGACACUUCAUAUCGGAUAUCGAUCGUCCUGGACCCCCCGGACAAUGACGUCGAAGAGCUCGAGCCGCCAGUUUUGCUUCUGCACGUGUCAUACCCGGAAGACUACCCGGACGUGGCCCCGGAACUCGAUAUCACCGCGGCCCCUAAUGCACCGAAACACCCCCGAAUCGAUGUCUCGGAGGACAAGAACCGGCUGCUCGAGGCGCUGCAGCCGACCAUCGAAGAGAACAUGGGGAUGGCGAUGGUGUUCACCUUGGUAAGCGCGCUGAAGGAGAGCGCCGAGCUGCUGAUGGCGGAGCGGGUCAGUGCCAUCCACGCGGAGCGCGAGAUGGAGGCGGCCAAGCGCGAGGAGGAGGAGAACCGGAAGUUCCAGGGCACGGCGGUCAACCGGGAGACGUUCCUGGCGUGGCGGGACAAGUUCAUGAAGGAGAUGGAGGAUGAGGAGAAGAGGCUGCGCGAGGAGAAGGAGGCCGAGGACAAGAAGGCACAGAAGAAGGCGCCCGGGAAGGAGGAAAAGAAGCUCACGGGCAAGCAAUUGUGGGAGCGCGGUCUGGCUGGCAGAGCAGACUUUGAUGAGGAGGAGGAGGACGCUAUGCCCGCUGCUGUAGAGAAGAUGAAGAUCGCCGCAUAGAAGCGCGACGUGCUCUAUGACCAAAUUUACAAGUAUACAUUC